UUCAAACGUACCUCCGACACUCACUCUACUUCCUCUUGGAAAACAAAAUUGGCAAGUACUCCUGGUUAUUUAGGGUCUCCCAAAAUGUGUUAAAAAUUGAUGCUCAGUCUUGACCAACAAAGCGCCAGAAUAUUAAAUCUAACAGUUCUCCAGUGAAUCGACCCUCUCAGCUAAGAUAUUUUGAUCACGCCCGCUCAGGUCAGCUUCGACGAGUUUCACAUCGAGAGCAGUCUAUGAGUUCGUAUUAUUAGAAUUUGGUUGGAACUUUAACUUUUGGAGAAGUUUAAGGGAUAGAGUUAAUCAAGAACUCAAGCCUCGUAGAUUUGGUGGACCAAGUUUUUCUUGUUGGAAUAAGAGAGGAUUGAAGAGUUUGGAAGCUCAACCAUUCCAGUAUGUUUUUUUACAACUCUUUCUUCAAUUGGUUAGCCGAUGGUGAUGUUCUUAGACUUUUUCAACAAGCCCAUGUGAUUUUAGAAGCCAAAUGGUUUAUACAGUCAAUAUUUUUGCUUGGACUUGGAAAAAUUAAUGAACCUCUCAUAGUAAUACUGUCAGACAGCUAGCCUUGAAUUCAAGUUGAGCUCGUUUGCUAUCUCGGUUCGAUCAAGUUGAAAUGAAUUGAUGGGAAAUGAGCUCAAGCUCGAGCUUGGUGUGUGAUGGCUCUAGGUUUAUGUUGUUUGGCUUGUGAGUCAAGUGCAAAUGAAAGUUAAAUGAUAAUAUUUUGUUAAAUUCAAAACAAUAUUGUUUUGAGCUGUUGUGUACAUUGUGUUAGCAUAGGAAAAUGACUUUAUUUUAUUCUAAGUUCAACAGAUGCAAUUUUGUUCUUCAAUUCCAGUUCGACACUUUCUCUUCACAAGUAAUGUAGAUGCUAACUCAAUCUCUCAAACACCGAUUCUCCCAACGUAAAGCAACUUGCAUCAUGGACCAAAUUUAGAGUUUGUUUGUCUCUUUUUUUAAUUCACUGUCUACCAACGGUAACAUAUUUUAUGUCUUGUGAGUCUUUUGGUUGUUAUAUUGGAUUGCCAAGAGGGGUUGUGCAUGUUUAUUAUGAUUUGGGGAUGGUGAAAUGUUUGAUUCAAGGGGUAACUUAGUUUUGAAUAUUGUCAUGUUUGAUCAUAAUAUGGUGUUUGUGGCCGUCCUAGGAAGUAGGGUGUUUUUGUAUGAAAUUUUGAUGAAUGGGGACUUGGUAAAUGUUGUGGUUGGGGUUGAACUUAGUGCUUUAACUCUAUUGUAGUGUUUAUACUGUAGGGUAUGUGAUAGGACAAUGGGUGCACAAGAAUAAGGGUGAGAUUCAAAUCAAAAGAUCAAGGCUAUGUGUUUAGGUAGAGCAAACUAAGGAAAGGACCACAGAACAUGUGAGGAGAAUGAGGGGCAAAAGAGGGGAGACAAAUAAUGUAAAAAGAAACAAAAAUAGAAGAGUAAGGGGGAUAUUGUUUUGGGUAUUAGGCAUUCUUUGGGUGGAAGAGGAGGUCUGCGGCUGCUCGAACUCUUGAAAUUUAUCCAUUCGUUGACUGUUUUGGGUUGAGAGUAGUCGGAUUUUAGUAUGAGUGUCUAAAUUGUUGUUUUGCCAAGUGAUAUAAAUAAAAUCAAAUUAUUAUUCUUUAGUUUGCCGGUGUUUUUUUGUGUGAUUGACUGUGGUUGGAUGGUGUUAUUGUUCUGUUUGGUUGAGAAUUGUUGGAGGUCUCUAUCAAAAGUGGUAUUAGAGCUCAUGAUUUUGAGGAUGAAAAGAGUAGAUAUCAUAAAGGAUGACAGUGGAAGAUGGAGGUUUGUCCAACGACUAAUGUAGUUGGAAAUUUGGAAGAUGUGGGAGAACAAAAUCUGUUUUCGUUGUGAAUGCAAGGAAGAAUGGAACUAUGACUAUAAAUCCAAGUCAUGAGUUGUUUUUGUGAUGAAGGAAGACAAUUUGGAUGAUGAUGAUAUCCUAAUCAUAUUCUAUGAGGAAACAAAGAGGAAAGAAGCUGGUUUGGCUGAGAUAAGCGUGUUUGGCAAAAAAGCAGUUGAAUCCGAUGACCAAAAGUGUAAACUGGAGGAAUCUGGUGAGAUUGGGUGACCGGAAUCUCUUCGUUCACCUGGAGGCCUGGUUCAAAUGGUACAAAGAUAAGGAUGGAAAAAAACGAAGGUGUGAGAAGAAAAGGAGAAGAAGACAUGGUGUUGAAACAAGAAGUGAGCGGACAAAAAGAUAUGGUACCAAAACUGGAAGAAAUUAUGGAGGAAAAAGACAUGAAGAGGGAUAAGAUGGACCCAAGAAAGAUUGAUACAGUACUUCCAAGUCAAGCUUUAUCCCAUGCCUCCGUUGGUAGCAGUAUUUCCCCUUUGUGUGCAUCAACGAAAGGUAAGAUAAUACAAAUUGAAGGACCACAUACCAGUGUUGCAAUAGAUGAUGUCAAGGUGGAUAUGGCAUUGGUUGAAAAUUUUGAUGCUUCUAAUUAUGAAGAUGUAAGGGAAUUACAAUUUGAAAGAACUACAAAAGCACAUGCUCUUGAUAUUCAGCCAAGCAAGAGAAGAAAGACUUCAGCUGUGUGGGAGUGCUUUUCAGAGGAGUUGUGUGUAGGGGAUACAAAAUAUGCUGUUUGUAAGUACUGUAAGAAAAGGUUGAAAAUGCAGAAGACUAGGACUACUACCCACCUAGCACGACAUAUUUCACAAUGUGUUGAAAGGAAGAAGGCAUUGGGAAAGAAAAUUCUCCAAGGUGGGCAAUUGGUGCUAGGGUUUAAGCCUUUGAAGUCACGGAUUCCUGACUCCCUUUCUAACCCCCCUAUAUUGAAGAUGAACUCUAAAUAUGAUCACAAAAAGGUUAGAGAGGCAAUGGCUCACAUGAUUUUAAUGGAUGAGUUGUCAUUUAAGAUGGUUGAGCAUGUGGGCUUCAAUUUCUUUUGUCGCAGUCUUCAGCCUAUGUACGAGAAAAUUGGAAAAAAGCAAGCAAAGGUGGAUUGCCAAAGAGUUGUUGACAUUGAAAUAGUGAGUUUGAAGAAGAUUUUUGCAAAUGUACCAAGGAUCAGUGUCACUAUUGACCUGUGGAAGUCGGAUGCACAAAACAUCGAGUACAUGGUGAUCACCGCACAUUGGGUGGACCAGACAUGGUCGCUAAAUAAGAGAAUCAUAAAUUUUGUCCAUUUGCCUCCCCCAAGGAGAGGAGUAGACAUUGCAAAGGCAAUGUUUAGUUGUUUCAAGGACUGGGGAAUUGAAAAUAAGGUGCACACUAUCACAGUAGACAACACUAGUACCAAUGAUAUAUGCGUUUCAAAGUUAAAAGCAAAUUUUGAUAUGCCUAGGAGGCUAUUGUGUGAUGGAAAAUUCUUCCAUGUUAGGUGCAUAACCCACAUAGUGAAUCUCUUGGUCCAGGAUGGGCUGACUGAGAUUAAGAGCAUUAUUGAAAAAAUUCAGGAGAGUGUUAAGUACAUCAAAGCAAGUGAGGCGAGGCAACUUGCAUUUUUUGAGAUUGCGCAACAUUAUGGGAUAAAAGAAAGGAAACUCAUCUUGGAUUGCCCCACUAGGUGGAACAGCACGUAUAAUAUGCUUAGUACAUUGUUGAGGUUUAGAGAGGUGUUCCCUAUGUACGGCUGCGUGGACGAGAGUUAUAUGAUUUAUUGCCCUUUGAGGGAAGAGUGGAAUAGAGUAGCUGUCGUGUGUGAGUUUUUGGAGAUUUUCAAUGACAUAACCAAGAUAGUCGCAAAAUUAGAGUAUCCCACGUCUAAUUUCUAUUUCAUUGAGGUAAUUAGGAUUAAGGGGAUCCUCUCGGUGCGGGAAUUCGAUCCUGAUCCGUGUUUGGCAAGUAUGGUGACCAAAAUGGCAACUAAGUUUGACAAGUAUUGGCGGGAUGUAAAUGUGUUGAUGGCUAUUGCUGGCAUUAUGGAUCCAAGGAUUAAGUUUAGUCUGAUUGAGCUUUUUUUUCCCAAUUUAUUUGGUGAAUAUAAAGCCAAGGAAGAGAUACAAAAUGUUCGGAAGACACUUGAAGCAUUAUAUGGCGAAUAUGUGGACAUUCUUUCCUUGGAAAAUCCAAGCAUCACUCAGUCACAGACACAGUCACCUGCAUCAAGCCAAACUUGCAGCUCUCGGACUGCGCCAGGUAAAUCAGUUGCAAGUAAAAGCUGGCAGCGAUUAUGGGAGUUCAAGAGGAAGAUGGAAUCGAAACUAGCUAAGAAGUCGGAGUUGGAAAUGUACCUGGAAGAUAGUUGUGUAGAGAUCGCUGAGGAUUCAUACGCAACAGAUUUCAAUGCACUUCAAUGGUGGCAAGACAAUCAGAGUAAGUACAAAGUGCUUUCACGUAUGGCGGCUGAAAUCUUGGCAAUUCCGUUCUCCACUGUGGCCUCCAAAUGUGCGUUCAAUGUUGGUUCUAGAGUUAUUGACCCUUAUAGAGCAUCUCUAGCUCCAAAAACUGUAAAUAUGCUCAUUUGUGGAGGUGACUGGUUACAGGCCAUGCAUUGGGUGAAAAAACCUGUAAAGAUUGACAAUGAAGCUGAGGUUACAUUGCCACUGAAAUGAAGACAGUUAUGGACAAUUUUAGCUAUGUACAAUUUCAGGUGAAUCAUGCCUAGAACCCAUCUACAAAAGGACUAGUUUCCUCCAAAGGGCGUAUCUUAUUUUCCUAUCUCUUUUCACUGUAAGCAAACAUUGUAUUGAGAGGUUGAAAAGAUAGAACAAAGGCAGUGAAGAGGCAUUAAUUGCAAAAGUUGGCAUUUAUAGUGUAACAAGAAGUGAUUGCUUUAUCUUGGAAAAAACUUUGGUUUAUAUUUUCUCAUAGUUCAAUUCAACUACAGCAUGUGGUUGUAUUGGUAAAUGGGGAACAAUAUUAUGGAGCGAAGGCCAGUCUAAACAUUCAAAAUUCAGCUUGUCACAAAUAUAGAUAAUCUCCGGUUCAUUUGACAAUGAUCUCAACACCAUUGAAGCAGGUUUGCAGUUAAGUUUCACAUCUGAAAGUUCAAGAUAUCCGAAAUCAUCAGUUUCAUUAUUAUUUCCUUUUUGUGUUUAGGAUAUUAUGGACUUUCAAAUGAUUCUAAGAAGCCAUUACAUUCAUGUUUCAAUCAGGUUACCCAGCAUUAUAUGGAGAUAACUAUCCUAUUCUUCAAAUUUUGGACUGAGUAUUAUGUAGUUCUCUUAUUAUUGUUCCUUAAUUUGAACAAUAAUUAAUUACCCUUAUUGAUUUUGUAAUUUUACAGACUGAAGCAUACCAAGAGUCUGGAUGCUACAAUCUACUCUCCUCUGCCUUUGUCCAAAUCAACAACAAGAUUGCCGAUGGAGUUGCAUUAACUCCAAGAUCGUCCUACAGCUGAGGACAAUUUUAUAUUGGUUUCUUGAUUUGUAUAUGGCAUUACCAUGGAGGCUGUGUUGUGGGAAAAGCAGGCGAUGUGAUUGGCAAUUGGCAUUGAUGCUCUCGGAAUUGUUGAUGGAUCAAAAUUUAACAUACCACCAAAAAUGAAUCCUCAGGGUACCUUGAUGAGCUGAUGGUUGAAAGGUAAUUAAGUUGCUGUUGUAUGUUAUACCUAUAUACUCAGUUGAUGGCAUACUUGUAAAUUAACUAACUUAUAGACUUGUGAAUGUAGUCUCUUUAAUACUAA
Mangifera indica (mango) is the source of this 5552-nucleotide messenger RNA. Its product is annotated as zinc finger BED domain-containing protein RICESLEEPER 2-like. Gene Ontology annotation, molecular function: protein dimerization activity; DNA binding. The record is from RefSeq and is a predicted model, not a curated record. NCBI's taxonomy places the organism in Eukaryota, Viridiplantae, Streptophyta, Magnoliopsida, Sapindales, Anacardiaceae. The coding region runs from base 2101 to 4479 and encodes 792 amino acids. The transcript has 10 exons.